AGGUAGUGCUAGAAUUAAUUUCUAUAACGAAAAGUUUUAAAGGCAAGUCUGCUAUUGUAAAAGAUAUAAAUUUAAGUCUUACAAAAGGACAAGUAAUUGCGUUAAUUGGUAAUUCAGGAUCUGGUAAGACAACUAUAUUGCAGAUUGCAGGGUUAUUGGAUAAGCCCACUUCAGGUACAGUUUUAAUAAAUGAAAUAAACUGUACACAAGCAAAUAACAAACAAAAAACUUACGUGAGAAGAAAUUUUCUCAGUUUUGUCUAUCAGUUUCACCACCUACUGCAAGAAUUAUCGAUAUUAGAAAACAUUAUGCUUCCCCAACUCAUUGCGGGAAAAAGUAAAAGUGAAGCUAAGAAAGCAUCACAGAAAAUACUAGAGAAGCUUAACCUGGCAGAUAAAGCAAAUAAUAUGGUGUCUGAAAUUUCUGGAGGAGAAAGGCAAAGAAUUGCAAUAGCAAGAAGUAUUGUAAAUUCUCCAACGCUUCUACUUGCAGAUGAGCCAACAGGGAAUUUAGAUCCAUCAAAUGCUUUGGAUGUAUUCCUAUUGUUGUAUUCAUACGUCAAGGAAAACAAUUGCUCUAUGCUUAUAGUAACACAUAAUCACUGUCUUGCAGAAAAAGCAGAUUGUAUUUUAGAGUUAAGGGAUCAAUCAUUAAAACCUCUUCAUGAAACAAGCAUUUCUGCACUUUGCCGUUCAAAAUAG
This is a messenger RNA of Cinara cedri, 701 nucleotides long. NCBI's taxonomy places the organism in Eukaryota, Metazoa, Arthropoda, Insecta, Hemiptera, Aphididae. The record is from the annotation of a GenBank genome assembly.